AUAUGGUUUAAUAUUGCAUGAUUAUUUUAUUUUCAGGUAAACUGGUCUGAUUAAUUAGAUAUAAAUAAAAUAAAUGCAAUGCAGUAAUUUUGCUUUUUAGGCUUGCUACAACAAUUGUGUUGCACUUUGUCAUCAUUUUAUCAGAUUACCUACUUUAUUCAAUAAUUAGUAAUGAUUUUUUUAUAAUUUUAAACUUUUUAUAUACAUAUUAAUUCCAAUUCUAUAUAAAAAAAACAUCAAGACUUAUGUAUAAUAACUGUAUCAUCACGCUAUCAGACCAUCUAAUAUUAGUAAUUUAUUAACUAGUGCUGAUGUAGCUCAAUGACGUUCUGUAUAUUUUCCAUAAAUGUGAUAGUACAUAUAAAUAUAGAUUCAUUUUUCAUUGAACUCUAGAGUUUUUUAGAUCUAUGAUUACAGUUAUAUAACUAAUUCUUAAACAAUUUGUGUAUGUGUCAAUUCAUUUUUUCAACUGUUACCUAUUCAACGUGAACGUACAAUUCAAGAUUUGUUCAGCAAACAAGUAGAUUAAUACCUACUAUUAAAUAGUAAGCAACGUCUACAAACUGAACACACAUUGACAAUUGAAGAUUUGUACAAUAAUCUUAUGAAAAUAUCGGCAAUAACAUCUUAAGCAGUGUAUACAAACUGAACACACAUUGAUAAUUGAAGAUUUGUACAGUAAUCAAAAUGAACAACAGUAACAUACAAAAACCGAAUAAUAAAAUAAUAAUUAUUGAUUUUGAAUUCACAAACUAUCAACGUACUGAUUUAAUACUUAUUUCUGCAGCAAUAUCACAGACUCAUACUGAAUCAAAAAUUAAACGUUUGCGAGGUCGACCAUUAAUAAUAUCACCUGAUGGAAGAAUAACAUUAAUGAAUAAUUUUACCUAUUUAAAAACCAGAGAUUUGUUACUAAAAAUUUUUGAAAAGAAACCAGAUCAACUUCAAUAAAAUGCAGCGAAAUCUAGUUACAAAAAAAACACGUAUGAACAUAAUUGGAAGCGGACUCAUUCAGUUAGAUCGGUUUAAAAAAUGUUCAAAAACGUAUGUCUUAAAAAAUGAUUAUAACUUUAUAGACUUUAAACAAUUUUUUGACUAUGGUUUUGAUAUGAUAGUUUGUAAAUUAAAAAAAAUGGCACAGCAAUCAAGUAUUAAAUUUAACUUGUAUCUCGACUGUGUUUACGUGCAUGUGGUAACACAGGAACGUCGAGAUAUUUCAUUUAAAACCGAGAAUAUGUUAGCAUUUACAAAUUCAAAUUUCGAAAAUUUAUUAAAAAAAAUGUUUAAUAAACUUAUUAAGGAAGAAUCUGACUUUGUCACUAGAGGGAGUGUUUGGAGUUUAGAUUCAAUUGAUGUCUUACAGUUAAGAAUUAAUAUUGUAAACCCGUUAACCGGAUCUAGUUAUUUAAUUUUACCUGACUCAAUACGUAAUAAGAAAGCUGUUAUAAAUGUACAAAACAAUGAUGAAAAAUGUUUUAAAUAUGCGAUUUUAUCUAAGUAUAAUAAUCAAUCAAAUAAAAGUCGAUUUAAUAACCAAUAUUUUAAAAUGCUUGAAAAGAAAAGUGAUUUAAAUUUUCACUGUAUCGAUUAUCCGACACCUGUCAAACAAAUUAAAAUAUUUGAACGUUUAAAUAAUUUGUCAGUUAAUGUUUUUAGUUUAGAUGAUACAAAUGUUGUUUUUCCAUUAUAUAUGAAUAAUGUAGAAAGUAAAAAUCAUUUCGAUCUGCUUUUGAUUAAUCGUGGUGAAACAUCGCAUUAUUGUUUUAUUAAUAACUUUAGUAGACUUAUUAGUCGACAAAAGACAAAACAUGAAUCUAAAUUAAUUAUAUGUAAAAGAUGUUUUACAGUUUUUAGUAAUACUCCUUGUAAAUAUAAAUUGUGGGGUGUUCAUGGAUAAAAAAAACAUAAAAAAAAUUGUGGGAAACACAAACUAGGAAGACCUGUAAUGUUUGAAGACGGUGAUGACGAUUUUAUUUAUUUUAAAAAUUUUAAAAGAACGCAACGAAUACCGAUAGUAAUUUAUUCUGACUUUGAAUGCUAUUUAAAACCUAAAUUCACCAAACAAAAUUGUAAAAUUAAAACACUGAUAACACAUAAACAUAAACCAAUGAGUUAUGCAUAUUACGUGAAAAUAGAUUAUAAUAUUAUACCUAAAUAUUUAAUAAAAAAAUAUAAAAUUCCGACGAAACUUCAUGUUUACAGAAAUCAAAAUGCUGCAAAACAUUUCAUAAAGACCAUGAUAGAUAUAGGUACAAGGGUUUAUAAUCUUUACCAAGUAAAUAUAUCUAUGAAUAAAUUAACUAAUGAUGAGGAGCUUAAAUUUCAAAAUACAAAAAUAUGCGAUUGCUGUUCCAAAUCAUUUGAAAAAAAUAAAUUAAUUAAAGUAAGAGAUCAUAAUCAUUUUACAGGACGUUUCAGAUCAGUUGUUUGCUUAAAUUGUAACUUUGAAUUGUGUAACGUUUCGUUUCUACCGAUAUACUUUCAUAACUUAGCCUAUGACAGUCAUUUCAUUGUUCGUGAACUUGGAUGUAAUGAAAAUGAUAUUCAU
Acyrthosiphon pisum (pea aphid) is the source of this 2548-nucleotide messenger RNA. RefSeq lists its product as uncharacterized. The transcript is spliced from 5 exons. Bases 953 to 1897 code for a protein of 314 amino acids. Lineage: Eukaryota; Metazoa; Arthropoda; Insecta; Hemiptera; Aphididae. The record is from RefSeq and is a predicted model, not a curated record.